Messenger RNA from Xenopus laevis (African clawed frog), 1182 nucleotides. It is a transcript of the gene socs1.S, whose product is annotated as suppressor of cytokine signaling 1 S homeolog. Gene Ontology annotation, biological process: developmental process; intracellular signal transduction; protein ubiquitination. Gene Ontology annotation, molecular function: 1-phosphatidylinositol-3-kinase regulator activity. Gene Ontology annotation, cellular component: phosphatidylinositol 3-kinase complex; cytoplasmic vesicle; nucleus. The record is from RefSeq and is marked provisional. Lineage: Eukaryota; Metazoa; Chordata; Amphibia; Anura; Pipidae.
GCAGGAGCUCAGGACGGGAUUACAAUUACUGGAGUCUGCCCGAGAUUAUGCUUCUUCUUACUGCCGGCAGCCCUGGCACUAGCACCGCCGCUCUUCUGCUCCCCUUGGGAUACUUUACUGACGGACAAGCUGUGGAUUUCAUUUGUUGGCCAAGGAUAUUACGAUCCAUAGAACAGCCACUAAAGAGUUACAGCAGUGCUGGUGGAACAGACGCUAUGGAAGACCACAUAGGUUGGUCUAGUCUAUAGGAUGGUAGCACACAGUAAGGUGGAAGCAGAUAAUGCAGUUGCAGAUAGAAGAUCUCCGCACCUGGAAGCUUCAGUCUCUGAUCGUUCACAAAUCCAGCCUGCCAGAGCACUCCAUCCCAGCCCAGGACGUGCCACUCCUGCUUUGCUGCUCAGCGAUACCCACUUCCGCACCUUCCGCUCGCACUCGGAUUUCACUGCCAUCACCAAGACCAGUAGUAUGCUGGAUACCUGUGGCUUCUACUGGGGGCCUAUGGAUGUCAACAUGGCUCACAACAAGCUAAAAUUGGAGCCCGUAGGUACCUUCCUCAUCAGGGACAGUAGGCAAAAGAACUGUUUCUUUGCAAUCAGUGUUAAAACUGCCAAGGAAACUGUCAGCAUCCGGAUUAAGUUUCAUGCUGGGAAAUUCAGUCUAGAUGGCAGCAAAGAGUCAUUCAGUUGCCUCUUACAGCUGGUGGAACAUUACAUGACUUCACCCAAAAAGAUGCUGAUUUCUCCUUUAAGGAAAGUCCGGUUACGACCUUUGCAAGAACUCUGCCGGAAAAGCAUCGUAGACACUUUUGGGAGGCAAAACCUGGACAGCAUCCCCUUAAACAGGGUGUUAAAGGACUACCUAAAGUCUUUCCCAUUUCGGAUCUAACACAGGGCAUUAACGACCUUGGACACAAAUACAAAACGCGUUACAAACGCCACUUCUGUGGAUUAUUUUUUUGAAAACCUUAUUUAACUGUGGUCAAGUUUAUUUUUGUAGCAAUUUUAACUGUAUUUUGGGAUGAAACUUGAACACUUGACUUUUUAAUGUUUACAUAAAAAAUAUCGUUUGCACAAAGUAACAAGGUUGAUAACCCCUUGACAUAUUCGUCUGCUGUGCAGAGCCCAAUUUAAUUACAUUUUAAGUAAUUAACUUUAAUAAAAUUUAUUAUGAAAUAUUCAGAAA